This is a messenger RNA of Venturia canescens, 2082 nucleotides long. RefSeq lists its product as uncharacterized. Bases 420 to 752 code for a protein of 110 amino acids. The transcript is spliced from 2 exons. NCBI's taxonomy places the organism in Eukaryota, Metazoa, Arthropoda, Insecta, Hymenoptera, Ichneumonidae. The record is from RefSeq and is a predicted model, not a curated record.
GUCGAGACAUUGCGGGUCGAACAUCGUCUGCUUCGGAGGAAGCAACGUCGAAGUGGAGAGCGAAACGGCAACGCGCAAGACGAAAUUUGACGAGACGUAGAAAAGGGGCGAGGGGGAGAGCGUGGAAAAAAGGGAAAAAGCGCGACGGUUUUCCACGACUCACCGUCGACGUAGUCGACAACGACGACCUCGAAUCGAUUUCCCAAGUACGCGACGAGCUCCCUGCGAUUAUCGCGAACCAGAACCUCACCGCGAGCACACCGUUUCAUCAACUUUUUCCACGCGGUUCUCGAAACGCCGGAAAAAAUUGGUCCCUCGUUCGAACUCCGCUUCGGAACAACCUCGAAUUAUUCGGAGACGCGGUGCCCUCGAAAUUUCUCGGUUUCUUUCCUCAAUCCCUUUGCCACCACGGGGGAAAAAUGUUCAGGGAAGUGCUGACCAAGUCUGGCAGGCGAAUACUGAAGGCGAUAAAGAAGCUCUCGACUCGGAGUAGGGUGGUGAAAAAGUCUCAGGAAAUAUCGAGUUACGAGCAGAGUCCACUGAGAGCGACGAACAACUGGACACCCAGUUAUCCGGACCCGGAUUCCGUCUCGUUGUCCUGGUCGCUGCCCUCCCUCGAUACGAGAAGCGUCGACACUUAUUUGACCUAUGUGACCGAAAGCACGGACGAGUGUUCUUCGAUGUGUUGUUACUGUCGCGAGCACGAUGAGAAUCAGCGAAAUGAAAACCGCGAAAACGAGAUGAUUAUCUAACGAGAGUGAAUGCGCAGGUUGCAAAUCAUUUGCUUAUUUACGGAGAAAAGAAAUCGCGAUAAAGCACCGAGGCCGCGGCAUCAAAGGAAAUACUCUAGUUUUCAUUAUUUUCGAUACUCUGAAUGUACACGUAUUUAUAUACGAUAUCGUGAGUGUAAAUGGUGUUUAGAUUUUUUAUCUUCAAUGAUAUUUUUAUUUUAACCUAGCACGUUUAUUUCGUCUGAUUUUCUCAUCGGAAUCUCAUUCUAGUCAGCGUGGCUCAAUUCAUUUACGAGUACACAUCAAAUUUAUACACUAAUUAUAGCAUUAGCGGACUCACUAUUACGAUCGAUCGUUAGGUUGCAACGCGUGUAGAAACUAUAACGAAAUUCCAUUCGUAGUCUUCCUUAUUUCCGAGUAGGCUCGGAAGACAUUUUUAUCUCGGAUUAGUGACGUAUUCUCUUGUAAGAAGAAGUUUCAAGAAAUAUCGUCCUGGCUGAGAGGCUCGUCUCUUCGGAGACAAACGAUUGUUUUUAUCUCGAGAAGUAAUCGAUCGAGUUGCAUUUUUAUUAUCGUACCGUUUGAAAGAUCAAGAAAAAUGAUUAUUUUUGCAUUCGAUUCAUGAUGAUUCGUGAUGGUUUAUUUUUUUUUUCAUUUAAAAUUUCAAUCAGAGAUAUUUAUGUCAAUAUUCGUAGCUGGAGAUCCAGUUCAAAUUGAUUCGAACUAUUGAUUUGUCGUAGAUUGAAACUGAAAAGUUUUUUCUAGUAUUUUACGUUCGUUAUGAGCAUUCUCGAUGUUUUCUUAUUCAUUGCUUAUCCUUCAUCGAGACACAACGAACCAGGUCAAUUCGACAACUCGCUCCUAGUAACUUCGGAAUGAGUGGGGGAAAAAAAGUAACGCGAGCAAUAAAAACUAAGAUGACGUCCAACGAAAUAAUCGACUUAAUUUGUACUUUGGAACUAAAUCGCAAGUUUCUUGACAUUUACAUGGAUUUAUACGUGCACGAAUUAUUAAAAGUGCCGAUCUUUGCUCAAACAUUUAUUUCUUUUACGAACGACGCUGAUGAAAAACGAAUGAAAAUAGUGAGCUUUUUUGAAAGAAUGAGAGCAAGGGAGAGAGAGAGAUAUGAACGAGGAAAAAGGGCUGUAACUGACAGAAGAAUUUCUUCGUGAUGGGCAUUUUGUAAAUAAGAGCAUAUGAUCAACUCUGCGGGAUCCAGAUUUCUAUUUAAAUAUAUUUCAAAAUGAAAAAUGCUACGAAAGUGUAACGAUUAAGUUAAGGCUGUGAAUAAGUGAGUCGCGAAUUAUUCGAGUGGCACACGAUAAUAAAGAAAAACGAUUCUAUCAAAAAA